Molecule: messenger RNA, 5063 nt
Organism: Nothobranchius furzeri (turquoise killifish)
Lineage: Eukaryota; Metazoa; Chordata; Actinopteri; Cyprinodontiformes; Nothobranchiidae
Gene: col1a1a
Product: collagen, type I, alpha 1a
Biological process (GO): extracellular matrix organization; skeletal system development
Cellular component (GO): cytoplasm
Molecular function (GO): protein binding; extracellular matrix structural constituent conferring tensile strength
Source: RefSeq, a predicted model, not a curated record
AGCCCCACUGGAAAAUGAGUGCAGGCAGUAGGGAGUUUUCUACUGGGGUCAGGAGGACUUUGGACAGACGCACAGAUCCUGCCCCAAACACCCGCGUAUGAGUGGAGUGUAGCAGAAAGAGAAAAUAUCCCCAACUUUUUUCUUCCUUUCUUGCCUCAAAGAGUCUACAUGUCUGGUGACAACUAGACAUGUUCAGCUUUGUGGAUUUGCGGCUAGCCCUGCUGCUCAGCGCAGCGGCACUCCUGGUCAGGUCUCAGGGCGAGGACGACAUCAAGGACACCAGGUGCACCCUGGAUGGCCAGGUGUUUGAGGACAAGGAUGUGUGGAAACCCGAGCCAUGUCAGAUCUGUGUGUGCGACAAAGGCACGGUGAUGUGUGACGAUGUCCACUGUGAGGACGCAACGGAUUGCCCCAACCCCUUCAUCCCUGAGGGAGAGUGCUGCGCCAUCUGCCCUGAUGAGGGCUACCAAGCUGCUCAGGUUGAGGGACCCAAAGGAGACCGGGGACCCAAAGGAGAGAGGGGUCCUCCUGGUCCCGCUGGUAGAGAUGGUUUAGAUGGCCAGCCUGGUCUGCCAGGACCUCCCGGCCCCCCCGGACCCCCCGGCCUCGGUGGAAACUUCUCCCCUCAGAUGUCUGGUGGUUACGAUGAGAAAUCUCCUUCCAUGUCUGUGCCUGGACCUAUGGGCCCAAUGGGACCCCGUGGAUCUCCUGGACCUCCUGGUUCCAGCGGCCCUCAGGGACCUCCUGGCCCCCCUGGUGAGUCCGGAGAGCCUGGAGCUUCUGGUCCCAUGGGUCCACGUGGACCUGCCGGUCCCCCUGGAAAGAACGGAGAAGAUGGUGAAGCUGGCAAACCUGGUCGUGCUGGUGAGCGUGGACCUUCUGGUCCUCAGGGAGCUCGUGGUUUCCCAGGAACCCCUGGACUGCCCGGCAUCAAGGGACACAGAGGAUUCAGCGGUCUGGACGGUGCUAAGGGAGACACUGGCCCUGCAGGACCAAAGGGAGAGGCUGGAGCCCCUGGUGAGAAUGGUACUCCUGGUGCUAUGGGACCCCGUGGUUUGCCUGGUGAGAGAGGUCGUGCCGGUCCUUCUGGUGCUGCUGGAGCUCGCGGUAACGAUGGUGCUGCCGGUGCCGCUGGACCUCCUGGUCCCACUGGCCCUGCUGGACCUCCCGGAUUCCCUGGAGGCCCUGGAUCCAAGGGUGAUGUUGGAGCACAGGGCGCCCGUGGACCCGAGGGACCUGCUGGAGCUCGCGGUGAGCCUGGAAACGCUGGACCUGCUGGCCCUGCUGGACCUUCAGGAAACCCUGGUGCUGAUGGAGCCGCUGGCCCUAAGGGAUUACCUGGUGCUCCUGGAGUUGCAGGAGCUCCUGGCUUUCCCGGACCACGUGGACCUCCAGGACCUCAGGGUGCUGCUGGUGCCCCAGGACCCAAGGGUAACACUGGUGAGGUUGGUGCCCCAGGAAACAAGGGAGAGCCUGGUGCCAAGGGAGAGGCUGGUAUCACAGGCGUGCAGGGACCCCCAGGACCCCCUGGUGAGGAAGGCAAGAGAGGAUCCAGAGGAGAGCCUGGUGCUGCAGGAGCUCGUGGAGCCCCUGGAGAGCGUGGUGCUCCUGGCGGCCGUGGGUUCCCUGGUUCUGAUGGCCCUGCUGGAGCUAAGGGUGCCCCUGGUGAGCGUGGUGCCCCCGGUCUUGUUGGACCUAAAGGUGCCAGUGGUGAGCCCGGCCGCACUGGUGAGCCUGGUCUCCCAGGAGCUAAGGGUAUGACUGGGAGCCCUGGCAGCCCUGGACCUGAUGGCAAGAUGGGACCAGCUGGAUCCCCUGGACAAGAUGGCCGCCCUGGACCACCUGGGCCUGUUGGAGCUAGAGGUCAGCCUGGAGUCAUGGGAUUCCCUGGACCUAAGGGAGCUGCUGGUGAGGCUGGAAAGCCAGGCGAGAGAGGAGUCAUGGGACCCACUGGCUCUGCUGGAGCCCCUGGAAAGGAUGGUGAUGUUGGUGCCCAAGGUCCUCCUGGACCAGCUGGCCCUGCUGGGGAGAGAGGAGAGGCAGGACCUGCUGGAGCUCCAGGAUUCCAGGGACUUCCAGGACCACAGGGUGCUGUUGGUGAGACAGGAAAGCCUGGAGAGCAGGGUCUGCCCGGAGAGGCGGGAGCCGCAGGACCAGCCGGAUCAAGAGGUGACAGAGGAUUCCCUGGAGAGCGUGGUGCACCUGGCCCAGUAGGACCUGUUGGAGCCCGAGGAUCACCUGGAGCUGCUGGAAAUGAUGGUGCUAAGGGAGACGCUGGAGCCCCAGGUGCUCCUGGAGCUCAGGGUCCUCCUGGACUGCAGGGAAUGCCUGGUGAGCGUGGUGCUGCUGGACUUCCAGGACUGAGAGGAGACAGAGGUGACCAAGGAGCUAAGGGUGGUGAUGGAGCUCCUGGCAAGGAUGGACCCCGUGGCUUGACUGGACCAAUUGGACCUCCUGGACCCGCUGGAGCACCUGGAGAUAAGGGAGAGCCUGGUGCAGCUGGACCUGUCGGAGCUUCUGGAGCCCGUGGUGCCCCUGGUGAGCGUGGUGAGUCUGGACCCCCUGGACCAGCUGGGUUCGCUGGACCUCCUGGUGCUGAUGGUCAACCUGGUGCUAAGGGAGAGCCUGGAGAUAAUGGUGCUAAGGGAGAUGCUGGUGCCCCAGGACCUGCUGGAGCUACUGGUGGUGCUGGACCUCAGGGUCCUGUUGGAAACACUGGUCCUAAGGGUGCUCGUGGCCCUGCUGGACCCCCUGGUGCAACUGGCUUCCCUGGUGCUGUUGGCAGAGUUGGACCUCCUGGCCCUGCUGGCAAUUCUGGACCUCCUGGACCCCCUGGACCAUCUGGAAAGGAAGGACCCAAAGGAAACCGUGGUGAGACUGGACCUGCUGGUCGUCCUGGGGAGGUUGGUGCUGCUGGACCUCCAGGACCUUCCGGUGAGAAGGGUGGCCCUGGUGCCGAUGGUGCUCCUGGACCUGCUGGUAUUCCUGGCCCUCAAGGUAUUGCUGGAUCUCGUGGUAUUGUUGGCCUGCCUGGGCAGAGAGGAGAGAGAGGCUUCCCUGGUCUACCCGGACCCGCCGGCGAGACUGGAAAGGUUGGACCUUCUGGCCCCAGUGGAGAGCGUGGACCUCCUGGACCCAUGGGACCCCCUGGUCUUGCUGGAGCCCCUGGAGAGCCUGGACGUGAGGGAACCCCUGGUACUGAGGGAGCAGCUGGUCGUGAUGGAGCUCCAGGACCUAAGGGAGAUCGCGGAGAGUCUGGCCCCGCGGGAGCACCUGGCGCCCCGGGACCCUCUGGUGCUCCUGGACCCGUUGGACCUGCUGGAAAAUCUGGGGACCGUGGAGAGACUGGACCUGCUGGCCCUGCUGGUCCUGCUGGCCCUGCUGGACCUCGUGGCCCUGGAGGACCUGCUGGAGCUCGCGGAGACAAGGGUGAGACAGGAGAGGCUGGAGAGAGAGGCAUGAAGGGACACAGGGGCUUCACUGGUGCCCAGGGACCUCCUGGACCUCCCGGACCCACUGGAGAGUCUGGACCUGCUGGUUCUGCUGGAUCUGCUGGACCUAGAGGUCCUUCUGGAUCUGCUGGUGCUCCUGGUAAAGAUGGUAUGUCUGGCCUUCCUGGACCCACUGGACCUCCUGGACCUCGUGGGCGUUCUGGAGAGAUGGGACCUUCUGGUCCUCCCGGACCUCCUGGACCUCCCGGACCCCCUGGAGCCCCUGGUGGUGGAUUUGACCUUGGCUUCAUUGCUCAGCCUCAGGAGAAGGCCCCUGAUCCCUUCCGCAUGUUCCGUGCUGAUGAUGCUAAUGUUCUCCGUGACCGUGACCUUGAGGUGGACAGCACCCUGAAGAGCCUGAGCCAGCAAAUCGAGCAGAUCCGAAGCCCUGAUGGUACCAGAAAGAACCCUGCUAGAACCUGCAGAGACCUCAAAAUGUGCCACCCUGACUGGAAGAGUGGUGAAUACUGGAUUGACCCUGACCAGGGCUGCACGCAGGAUGCCAUCAAGGUCUACUGUAACAUGGAGACCGGAGAGACCUGUGUACCACCAACUCAACGUGAGGUUGCCCAGAAGAACUGGUACGUCAGCAAGAACAUCAAGGAGAAGAAACACGUCUGGUUCGGAGAGGCGAUGAAUGAUGGCUUCCAGUUUGGGUAUGGCAGCGAGGGCUCUCUUCCAGAGGAUGUCAACAUUCAGCUGACAUUCCUGCGUCUCAUGUCCACUGAGGCCUCCCAGAACGUCACCUACCACUGCAAGAACAGCAUCGCCUACAUGGAUGCUGCUGCUGGCAACCUCAAAAAGGCUCUUCUCCUCCAGGGCUCUAACGAGAUUGAGAUCAGAGCCGAGGGCAACAGCCGUUUCACCUACAGCGUCCUGGAAGACGGAUGCACGUCACACACCGGAACAUGGGGCAAGACAGUCAUUGAUUACAAAACAUCAAAAACAUCUCGCCUGCCCAUCAUUGAUAUCGCUCCUAUGGAUGUUGGUGCUCCAGACCAAGAGUUUGGCCUUGAAGUUGGACCUGUCUGUUUCUUGUAAAAAAAAAAAGAAAUCUGGACUUGAAAGUGUUGUUGUGAGUGUGCGCGUGUGUGUUUUAUUUUUUUUUAGCAGUCAUCUCGCCCCAACAAGAAACCCCACCAAAAUAUUUUUCUAACGUUAUUUGUCUGAAAAGUCCAACCCCUCCCUUCUGACUUUGGCCAUUGUCCUGAUGGUCCCCUUUGCCUAGAACAUGCACUUCAGAAAGAACAAGAUGGCGGUGAUGUGGCCGUGUCUGCAUCGCCACGUUGAGGAUCACUACUUCUUUUGUUUUUGACUUUUUUCUUUGGUUUUUGCCAUCACCAGCACCACGGAUCCUGUAAAGAAGACAUUUUGUUUCACUGGCAACAAGAAAAUAAUAUAUGCCUCUGUAAAGUGUAAAAAAAAUUCCAAACUCCCGCUUCCAUUCAACCAACCCAAGCCAGGCCUCUCUGGAGUUCAUAGAAACUGAGGAAUGAAAGGACAAUCCCAACAGACAGAAUCCAAUUGCUUUGUACCACGUUUCAGGUGUUGAUGAAUAAACGGUGAAACUGA